GGCAGGGGCAGCAGGUAGCGCCAGGGCCGAAAAUUGUCCGCGCGCCUGGGCUCUCCACUCGCUCCCCCGACGCAACACCGCGGUUCGAAAUCGAAUACCUUGCUGCCUUCGUGGAUCGCUCCCGCAUACAUUCUCGCAUUCGCACCCCAUCAGCCAUCGACCCUACCACGCGCGACCCUUUCGCAAAGAGCCCCCCCGCGCGCGACGAGACUCCACGUCUAUCUGUUAUCUCACCGAGGAGACUCCAGCGCCACACUGUUCGACGCCAUCAUCGCACGGGUUCGCGCGCGCGUCGCCUUCGCUCAGGCCAUCGGCAGACCGCGACACGAGACGCCGCGGCUCCCACUGAGGCGCCCGUGACCAAACCCCGAUCGCGACGACUCUACUCGCCAUACGCGUCGAUCCUUUACUCUCCUUGGGUCCAAGACGCGCCCACGGUGCGACGGGCCGGGCGGAGGGUAUUGGAGUCGCUGUAGGAGCGUGCGUUGACUCGACUCCGACGUUCAACUGCUUCCUUGGAGGAGCUCAAAUCGCGCCUCGACUCGUCAAUUUGUCGCCUUGCAAAACGGGACGGGACGCAUUUACUGCUGCGCGGCCUGAUCGACCACCAGCCGCUCAGCGGGCGGCCUCCUGCCCGAGAUGUAUUCCGCCAACUAUGGCUUUGCCAACGCGCCAUUCAAUCCGGCGCAGCAGCAGCAGCCGCAACCGCCGCCGCAGCAACAGCCGCAGCCGGGGCAGCAGAUGAUGUACAGCCAGCAGCAGCAGCAGCAGCAGCAGCAACAACAGCAGCAGCAGCAUCAGCAUCAGCAGCAUCAGCAGUACCCCGGCAUGGGUCCUCAGGGCGGCUUCAACCCGGGCGCGAACCCUCAGAUGAUGCAGGGCAUGCCCGCUGGCAUGAUGCAGAACCCAGGCAUGGCCAACAUGGCCGCCAAUGGACAAAUGCAAGGCUACCCGCAGCAGUAUCCCGGAAACCCUUACGGCCAGAUGAUGCCGCAGGGCGUCCCUCCCCAGAAUUUCGCCCAAAACAAUUACAUGAUGCCGCAGGGCAUGCAGGGCUUCCCAAUGAACCAGGGCGGCAUGCCCCAGCAACAGGCCCAGAUGAUGCAACGGAUGCAGGCCCAGGCUCAGGCCCAGGCUCAAGCCCAAGCCCAAGCCCAAGCCCAGGCUCAGGCACAGGCUCAGGCACAGGCACAGGCUCAAGCCCAGGUGCAGCAAGGAAACCCGGUCAUGAGUCAAGCGUCGACCCCCCAGAGACCACCAAGCGCCCAGCAAGGCACUCCGGGAGGCAUCAUGCCCCCUCAGCAGCCGCAGUUCUCGACCCCUCAGCCUCCCCCGCAGAACCAGACGCCGGGCCUUGCGCCGCAACCGACAGGCGGUAUGACCACGCCUCAGACGCCAACCUUCUCUGCAAGCCAGGGCGGCGGCGGCAUGAGCUUGCCGGCGCCAACCCUAAUGAGCCCGACUACUGAGUCUCGUGAGAAGGAGCGAUUCGCCCUUCUUUUGGACAUCAACCACGAACUGCUCUAUGAGUCGAUUCAGAUUCAGACGACCCAGCAAGAGCUGAAGAAGGAGCAUGCCGCAGGCGGGGCAAACCCCGCGGACAGGAAACCUUCAGAAGAGGAGAGCCAAUUCCAACAAGAUUACGUGCAAUGCAUGCGCAGGUUGCAAGCCAAUUUAUCCUAUAUGGCUGCGCUGGCAGAUCGAAAGCCCGAGGUCAAGGUGCCGCCGUGCCCGGCUUACCUCACGGCGCCGCCGCUGAACCUGACGCUGAAGCUCAGGGCGCCGCCAAUGGGCGCUGAAGGUGUCGAUUCGACCAUCGACCCCGUAGCAGACCGAGCGGAGCGGGACAAGGCCAUCAAGGAGCUGUACAGGCGACUCCAAGGCGUCUUCCCCGGUUUCGAUCCGAAAAAGGAACCGCACACGUUUGGAAAACCGGCCGCUGGCCCCAAGGGCGGCCAGCAGACGACGUCGAACCAAGCGAGUCCUACUGUGCAGCAGGCUCCUCAGAUGCCCAACAUGCCGGCACCCCCGGCCCACCAGGGGUCCAUGUGACAUUAGCAGACGGGCGCAACGGUGUUGUUGUUCAGGAUAGAGCGGGGAAACCAAAGGAUCGGCGUCUGUGGCCAUUGAAAGACUUUAAUACGACACUUUUGUUCGCUAGUGCAAAUGGCGAC
Messenger RNA from Purpureocillium takamizusanense, 2174 nucleotides. RefSeq lists its product as uncharacterized. The record is from RefSeq and is a predicted model, not a curated record. The transcript is spliced from 3 exons. The coding region runs from base 640 to 2052 and encodes 470 amino acids. Lineage: Eukaryota; Fungi; Ascomycota; Sordariomycetes; Hypocreales; Ophiocordycipitaceae.